UAUAGAUAAAACAGGUAUUGAAAGUGAGGUAUUCAUCGCAACGAAACAGAUUGUGGUACUCGUGUGUAAAGAAAUUAAAAAAAAAGAAACAAAAAUGAGUAACUCGUGUAAAUAUUAUACUGAGAGGACACUAGGAUGGAUGUUGAACAACAAAAUUAUAGUGUUUCUGAGUCUUCUGUCGUUUUGUCUGUUCGUGUCUACAUUAGCAAUGGCGGGCCAGAGGAACAAGUUAUGGUAUGAAAUAUAUGACUUAACUUCUACUGAAGCUCCUACUACCCCACCACCUACCCAGGCAUCUACCCCAGCAUCUAACGUAAAUGAAGGAAACGAUAACGGAGCAGGUAAUGGAGGAGGUGACAACACAGGAGGAGGUGACAACACAGGAGGAAAUGACAACAACACAGGAGGAAAUGACAACAACACAGGAGGAGGUGACAACACAGGAGGAGGUGAUAAUAACACAGGAGGAAAUGACAACAACACAGGAGGAAAUGAUAACAAUACAGGAGGAAAUGACAACAACACAGGAGGAAAUGACAACAACACAGGAGGAAAUGAUAACAACACAGGAGGAGGUGACAAUAACACAGAAGGAGGUGGCGGCAACUCAGAAAACCAAGGAGCAGAAGGACAACAUAGAAGCUCUGGAAACCAAUUAUAUGACAGUAAAUUAUUCCAACUGCUUAGCGGUGCUUAGUCAUCUUAAUGUAUGCAAGCCUGUGUGAUUUUUGAAGUUUUCAUGAAGAAGCGAAGUGACUUUUGGGUUUCGUUCUAUAUAAUUAAGUUUGUGUGAAAAUAGUUUGAUCUUAAAUGUGGGGCAUUUUAUGUUUCGCGACAAGUGUGGAGUUACUACAAUAAUAUAUUUUUAUGGUGGUGUCUUUUAUAAUGCAUAAUUUCCUGUAUAAUAAACUACGGAGUAAAGUUAAUCUACAUAAGUGUAAACUGAAGAAAA
Helicoverpa zea (corn earworm) is the source of this 952-nucleotide messenger RNA. RefSeq names its product N66 matrix protein-like. Bases 95 to 697 code for a protein of 200 amino acids. The transcript has a single exon. The record is from RefSeq and is a predicted model, not a curated record. NCBI's taxonomy places the organism in Eukaryota, Metazoa, Arthropoda, Insecta, Lepidoptera, Noctuidae.